Molecule: messenger RNA, 1380 nt
Organism: Knipowitschia caucasica
Lineage: Eukaryota; Metazoa; Chordata; Actinopteri; Gobiiformes; Gobiidae
Source: the annotation of a GenBank genome assembly
AUGUCUGCAGAGCAUUGGUCCGCAGCGUUGUAUGAGCAGGAAUUAAGGACAUUUCUUAAUUUUUUUCCCCCCACAUUUUCCCACGUUAACCCUCUUCACAAACCCGAUUCGACAUUCAAGUUUGCUUGUUUAUUGCACGAAAGAUGCUGGGAGUGGUUCGACGAGACGUGCCCUUCUCUGAGCGGCUGGGAGAGGACGUCCCGCUGGAGAUGGCCCCCGGACCCCCUCCCACAGCCUCUCCUACUGGACCCUCCCAUCUUCCUCAUGACGCCCGCUGCACAAGCUGUGUCCGGGUUCUUUGUGUGGACGGCGCUCAUCCUGACGUGCCAUCAGAUCUACAUGCACCUGCGUUUCUACAGCUCCCCUCGAGAGCAGCGGCACAUCGUCCGCAUCCUCUUCAUCGUUCCCAUCUACGCCUUCGACUCGUGGCUCAGUCUGCUCUUCUUCACCAACGACCAGUACUACGUCUACUUCGACACGGUCCGCGACUGCUACGAGGCCUUUGUGAUCUACAACUUCCUGAGCCUGUGCUACGAGUACCUGGGCGGAGAGAGCACCAUUAUGUCGGAGAUCCGGGGCAAGUCCAUCGAGUCCAGCUGUUUGUACGGCACCUGCUGUCUCAGAGGAAAGGCCUACUCCAUCGGCUUCCUGCGCUUCUGCAAACAGGCCACGCUGCAGUUCUGCGUGGUCAAACCGCUCAUGGCCAUCAUCACCGUGGUCCUGCAGGCCUACGGCAAAUACAAGGACGGGGAUUUCAACAUUGCCGGGGGCUACCUGUACGUGAGCAUCAUCUACAACAUCUCCGUCAGCCUGUCCCUCUACGCUCUCUUCCUGUUUUACUUUGCCACGAGAGAUCUGCUGAGUCCCUACAGCCCCAUGCUCAAGUUCGUCAUGGUCAAGUCGGUCAUUUUCCUGUCUUUCUGGCAAGGCAUGCUGCUGGCCAUCCUGGAAAAGUGCGGAGCCAUUCCUAAGAUAAACUCAGUGGGCGUGUCCGUGGGGGAAGGCACCGUCGCCGCCGGUUACCAGAACUUUAUCAUCUGCAUAGAGAUGUUUUUUGCAGCACUGGCCCUAAGACACGCCUUCACCUACAGAGUUUACAUGGACAAAAGUUUAGAUUCACAAGGGACUGCCCCUACGUACGAAGAGUUUGGCCGCUGCGCCCCCAUGAAGAGCAUCUCCAGCAGCCUGAAGGAGACCAUGAGUCCCGGAGACAUGGUCCAGGACGCCAUCCACAACUUCUCCCCGGCCUACCAGCAGUACACCCAGCAGUCCACUCUGGAGCAGGGCGUGCCGCAACCUCCGAUCCGGACCCUCAGCGCCACCGGCACCCGCGGCGACACCGAGAAGACGCUGCUCCUCAGCUCCGACGAUGAGUUUUAA